CGCCACGCCAACGGGGCCGCGCGCCACCUGCCUGCUCGUGGCCCUGCGCCCCGUCAACAUCGAGCACGAGCGCGAGGCCUUCUUCCAGUCGGGGUUUCAGUACGAGCCCCAGUUCGAGUACGCCGAGCCCCAGCCCACCAGCGUGCUGGAGAAGUACUGCGAGGGCUCGGGACAGUUCCUGUCACAGGCUGUGCGAAUCAUGCAGUGCGUCCUCCAGAAGUAUGGAUCCUAUGAGAGUUUUGAGGUGGCCACCGGGGGCAGCAUUCUUCCCAAGAGCCGUGUCUGGUCAGCGGUGCGCAAAUACCUGCAGAAGGAGGGUUGUGUGGGCGAGGUGGUGGUGCGCCUGUCCGAGGAACUGCUGUCCCAGGCGGUGAUGAUGGUGGAGAGCUGCCGGCCGACCCUCACCAUCAACCUGGCGGGGGCGCGGCAGCACUGGCUGGAGGGCAUGCUGCGCCACGAGAUCGGGACACACUACAUCCGGGGGGUGAACAACAGCCAGCAGCCCUGGCACAGCGCGGCCGGGCGCAAGCAGUUCGGCCUGAAGCCGGCCAACCCCACGGAGGAGGGUCUGGCCAGCCUGCACAGCGUGCUGUUCCGCCGCCACCCCUUCCUGUGGCGUGCCGCGCUCCUCUACUUCACCGUCUACCACGCCGGCCACAUGAGCUUCAGCCAGCUCUUCGGCCACAUCAGCCAGUUCGUCCACGACCCCGCCGUGCGCUGGGAGUACUGCGUGAGGGCCAAGAGGGGCCAGACGGACACCUCUCGCCCGGGGUGUUUCAGUAAGGAUCAAGUGUACCUGGAUGGCAUUCUGAGGAUCCUGCGGCAUCGGAGGACUAUUGACUUCAAAAUGUUGGUGUCUCUGGGCAAGGUGUCCUACGAGGAUGUGGAGCACUUAAGGAAGUUUGCGGUCCUGGGGAAGACUCGGAUCCCGCACUUCAUGGAGGACCAGGAGCGCUACCUUCAGCAGCUGGACCACAUCGUCUCCGUCAACGAGCUGAGCGACGAGGAGCUGUGCCAGCUCCUACCCUAGUGCGCCCGCGCCGCCGCUCGGAACAGGACAGCCACCGCCAGCUGGCCCCUCUCAGUUGGGUCUAAUUCUUACGAUAAAAAACCCGACUGAAACCAAACGUGAUCUUUGCCAAAGUAAUCAUACCUUCCCCACUGGGAGGACAUUUGUCUCGUUUUAAGCUGAAUACCGAGUCUUAUCUUUUUAUGUCUGCAUUUGUGCAGUUUUCAAUGGAGCUGUCCGCAAAAGACGAAGUCUUGAUCUGCCUUUCCUCACCCAGCAGAUUUAUUCUGUGGAAUCCUUAAUGGCACAGGAAAGGCUAGGAAACCAGAAUCGUGUGGGUCAGCAUGAAAGGCUCAUCUUUUGGGGUGGUCCUGUAUAAUUACCUUGGCAACUCUUCUAGCUUUAUUUCAACUGUUUUUAAAUCCUAAAACAAAUAACAGUGGGUUUUUUUUCGGUGGCAGCGUGGCACUGACCUCAGAACAAGGGACUUUCUGCCUUAACCCUUUGAUGCUGAAAGAGAGAGGAAGCAUAUCCGGUUGGCAUAUCUGCUUCCUGGAGGUGAAGGCUCAGUGUGUUUUUGCUUCCAUGGUCCCGUUGAACAAAAACCACUGCUACCCCUCCUGGAACUAAAUCCAGGGGACUUCUAAGUGGAAAUCGUUAUUCAGUGGCUCCUAGCGUGGUUGCUACUGACUUGACAUCCUUCAGAACCUCUGAGUUCAGAGAGAAGGGACCUUCUGUAUGGUCCAUGUUAAUUAAGUAAUUAAAAGCUCAGCAUCCUCACACUUUGCAUUUGUACAGUACCUCAGACCUUUCGAUUGAAAUAAAUACCUCUCAUUGUUUGGCUACAGUAAGUAUACUGUGCAUUUUUAGUGUGCCUAGAGUGACACUAGUCCCGUAUUUUGUCUCGAUGAGCAAUAUUCAGAGAUAGCACAUCCCUGAGGUGUUUAUUUACAAAACUUGUUUUUUGGUACAAUGAGCAUUGUGGAAAAAGACAGUCCUGUUACAGCAGCUGCGGAAUGCUGGGAUGGACAAUUCGGACGGUCUCAGCUGACUUCAGUGCUAGAGCACUUAAGUGUCCCCAGCUGCACUGGUAUAAAUUGACACUUUGUUAAAGCUGCUGCUAGAUUGGGUUGAUAUUCGGCACCGAACAGUGUUGAUAUGUUCAGAAAACAAAACCUCAUAUGAGUAUUCCACCUCUUUAACCCUGAAGUUUUGAGGAGUUUGGCACACUAGUGAAUUUCCUUGAGGAAGAUGUUUUACAGUUUUAAGAAGUAUAGAAGCAGAUGAUAACUGUAAGUAGUUUGUCAUUCUGUUUCAUUGCAGCUUGCUGCAGCUGCAGUAUUUCUCAUGUUUAUUGCCAAAGGAAUAGUGAAAAUGGUUAUGAGUCUUAAAUUUUGCAAAGUCACACUUCCUGUGAUAGCUUGGAAUGCUCUCCACAAGCAUUCCACAGACAGGAUCUGCCCCUAUAGUACCCCCAUCCCUGUAUGAAGAUUCCUCUAAUAUUCUUUCAAAAGCUGCAGUAUAUUUCACAGGCUGAAGAUAUCAUGAUCCGCUCAAACAGUGUACAGAUUAGUGGUGUCUUGAUUUUGAAACAAAGACUAUAUCGAAAGCAAAAAGAUAGUUGUGGAUGUGUGAUAACGGGGCUCUCGGUAAAGUUGGAAUAAAUUAAGUCAACAGAACAAAAUGAGAAUAACGUGGGGGGGUUGGUAGAGUGGUUUGGCAGUCCUCUUCGUGAUGCAGAGUUGGUACCAUAGGAGGUCCACUUUUUAUGUCUUAAUGGGGGGUGGGAAGAGGGGCACACAAUAGGUGUUGUGUGCUCCUCUUAUGAGCCUUGAUAUAUUAAAAUGAACCAUCUUGACGAGAAUUGCCCAGGAGCACGUCUUGGUCCUGUACACAGCCUGACAUAGAUGCUGGUGAUGCCAGAGAUGCUGUGAAGAAACUGGCUGAAUCCAUUCUGUCAGAGGGUCCCUAUUUUAAUACAUCAGUUAGUGCCUCUGUAGUAAUGUCUUAUUAGGGAGUCCUUGUGGUUUCAGCUUGCAUGUUUUCGUGGCACAAUAGCUAGCCUUGAAGUAUACCUUAUUAAAAAUUUGCUCAACACUCCUGGGCUGGCAGGUUGCUACUGUGAGCCAUUUCCUCGAACGUACAUGUUCUGUGCAAAGUCCCUGUGCUUCCUCCUUGUCUUUUUUUCAGAAAUUUUUCUGGGAUGGGAAUAAUUCAGCAGAAUAAAUAUAUAGACCCAGGCCUGGUCAUGGAGAGCCACAGUCCCCUCUGGCAGUGGUCAAAAAUAAAUGUAUAUAUUACAUUUGUAAUUUAUAGCUUUACUUUGGUGGCAGUUUAGUAAAAGAAGGGGAACCCUUUUGGUUCUUUUUAGCUAAAAAAGAUCAAGGCAUUUUGCACAAGAAAGAAAAAAAAAAGCAGAAACAAUCAAUUUGGGGAAAGCAUUUAAAAUUUCCAAAGGUUAGCAAUCAAAGCAUGAUUCUCUGUCCGGGGUCAUGCUGGGAGAUAAAGGCUCCUUUGACAAAUAGGAGCAACUAUGAUGCCGAGCCUGCUGGGGGAAGAGUUACCGAGAUUUCGGCGAAUGAGAAAUCCGGGAAUAGGCUCUAUGUGAGCUUGUGACAAGUAUUUAAAAUUUGAAAAACUGUACCGAUGUGAGUCUGUUGAGACUGACCUAGCGAUUGACACCUUUCUUGUACUUUUUUGCACGACUGUUACACAUGUAAUUUUCUUUUCUUUAUAUUUAUUAUAAAGUCACUCUAAUCCC
Lepisosteus oculatus (spotted gar) is the source of this 3770-nucleotide messenger RNA. RefSeq names its product kiaa0895l. Lineage: Eukaryota; Metazoa; Chordata; Actinopteri; Semionotiformes; Lepisosteidae. The record is from RefSeq and is a predicted model, not a curated record.